AAAAAAUAACACAAGUGAUUAUCCCCAGUAUUAAGUCAAGAAAGCAUGCUCAAUAUAUUUGUAAUUCAAGGUGACCUUGUAGAGGUAUUCUAUACAGAGUGUUUCUACAACAACAGCAACAAGUAUCUUCUCCUAUUUGAAGUAUUUUUCGAAAACUCAAAAUAUCCGAGUUACUGACUGAAGUAAGGGAGGUAGCUUAUAUAUAACAUCAAGGCUACUCUUUCUUGUCAUCAGUAUCUCGGUUAUCCGGAUCAGUUACUUGCUUAUUUCAGUUCUUCGAAUAGAUUUAGAUGUUGUCUACUUACAGAUUGUACUACUAGUAGACUUAUAUGUCCUUUCCUAGUCCUAAAUCCAAUUGUAUGAAGAAGUAACUGGUGCUGGUAGGAUUAGGACCCCACUACGUCGCUAGCACGUCACAAUUCAUCUAAAGUUAUUAUUUUUGUUCAUUGAAGUCAGAUCUGAUCCUCGCCCUUGAUGUUACCCCAUAAUAGUGAUUCAUUUUCAUGCUUCUGAUGUAAUAAAAGAGUGGUCGUUGUUCGAAAGUAUUGAAACUUGCGCAGUAGAGGUGCUAAGUAUUUCAAAUAUGAAUUUCCCAGUCUACUUGAAAGCGUAGUAAAAGUUGAUCUGAUGAUGACGUUAAUCUACUCGGCGAUCUGCCUGAGAUUUCCCCGACGUUAUCUGUAGUAGGUAUUUUUCAUUUCAUCAUAAAUAUACUAGGCUUCAACAUCGAAAUCUGUGCAUCGAAUGAUUUCCAAGCACGUAGUAGUUCUUCCACGACCUACAAGCUCAAGCUCGUAUAUAACUAAUGCUAGUAUACAACUAUAAAACUUGUAAGUACUAAAAACUCCUAAUUUUGAAGGAGUAGACUUUCAUCCUCUUCAUCGAACACAGGAGUAAAGUCCCAGUCUUACGCGAUCUCUGAAUUCAAAUGCAUACUUAAUGAAAGAUCACACCUAGGUUUCUGACUGCGCACAACAAGGAAAUAAAAACUAACAAAUAUUAAACCGAAUGAAGUUGUCGUGUCUUUGUCUUGAUCUUUGUUGAUCUUAUUCGUGAUCCUUUCAUAAAAUUAAAUUUUUUGGUGGUCUCCGUCUCUUGCACGACGUAGUUGCUUGCUUCGAUCGGCUCCGACAAAACGUGCUGUGCAGCUACGGAGUUUCGAUCCAACGAUUGCGCUGUUGCCGCGGAAGUCGAUUAAAAUUGAGCCGAGUGCAACGAACCUGGAAACGAACCUGAAGCAAAAGGAAAACGACCUGGAAACGAACGCUACCGCCAUCACGACACAGACAAGAUGCGUGGUCGCGGAACAUCAACGUCCUACUGGUCCUCAGGACCACCUGGCGCUGCCCCUGGGUUCCAGGCGAAGCGGAAUAGCGGAAACUUGAACAACUUUCACCAACAGCAGAUGCAGAACAAUAGCGGAGGUAGUUACAACUACAACAAUUACAACAACUUGCAGAACAUGAAUAGUGCACCAGGUGGUGGAUACAACCAGAAUAACGUAGUAGGAGGUUAUCAACACCAAGGAGGAAUGGGUGGGAUGGGUAUGGGACAUCCAGGAAGUGGAGGUCAACACUACCCAGGUCCAGGAAGUGGAAGUCAGAAGUCGUCUUACUUUGGUACUUCCUAUAACCAGCAACAGCAGACCAGUAGUUACCAUCAGCAGAGUAGUUACCAUCCAACAUCUUCGGUAAGUUACCAAGGCCACCAGAGAACUGAUAUUAAGGCUUCACCAGGUAAUCCAUCUCCAGAAGCAUCUUGGGACCUUCCUCUAAGGGAAAAGCAAGCCCAAGAUGGCGCUGAAGAUGGAUGAUUCCAGGAAGCUCUAAUGAUAGUUACUCCCAUAAUAGCAGUGGCGGAGGAUACCACACUACUAGUGGAGGCAAUAACCCAGCUCCAGGCAACUAUCACAACAGAACCAGAAGCUGGAUUAUGACCUCCACUACAGAAGGAGAAGGCGGCCAACACCAGAAGGAGAGCCAGUUGUAUAGUAGUACUACUUCCCAGCAUGGUAAUGGUUAUGGUCAACAUUUAGUGUCCAUCAUUCUCGGCAUCUUGGUCCCCUUUUCCCUUGUAUUCUCGUGAAAUACAAGGUAAAAGAGGUCAAGAUGAGGGGGCCGAGAUGCAAUCUACCAGACUCUAAAAUGGUAGUAGCUCUGGAGGAGCUGCAGCGAACAACCGGCAAACUGGUGCCUCAAGACGCGUACGCGGAGAGCAGCAUUUAUUCGUAGAGGAGGCGCAGGUGGUGUUAGACCUGAAGGAGUCGCGGUUUCGGGCACGUGAUUUGGAACGCUGGUCCGAUAUCACCUUGACAGAAAGUACUAAAAAUUUUUACAGUGUUUCUUUCCAUCUUUACCAUAGUUAGAGCAUUGACAUAGUUACUUCCUUCAACUAAGACGAAGGCGUAGCUACUCAACCUGAUGAUGUGUUGAUUGGUUGUAGCUCUCGCAAGACCUGAUGCCGUGGCGUAUUAAUUGUUACACCCCGCUGCUAUGGGCAUGACCAUGAGCUUUAAUGGUAACGUGUGUCGUGGUGUAACAAUUAUUACAGCCUGACAGCCUGAGCAAAAGCACAGCACGCACAGAUGAUAUGGGUAUGAUCUAAUCACUUGAUAUUUCCAGCAGGGAUUCUUGUUACUAAUUGCAACCAAUUACCAACGCGACCAGAUAACCUCUCUCUCGACCCGAGUAGUUACGAGCGUGUCACGGUGAAUUUGGAAAGCAAUUUCCUCGGUCCUAAGGGCGACGGUGUAGCUUAUUUCUUGUCGAAGUUGCCCUUGGCUUCUCCCUCUAGUUAAGGCUCAAAAGAAUUCAUUUCUACAAGUCAUUUCUUGCAGUUUCCUUCUUGGGAUUCUGAAGAAAUGCAGGCAAGAAAUGAAACGUUUUGAGCUCUAAUCUAGCCUUGUUUUAGGGACUUCGACUUCGCGGAAGAGUGCUCGAGCCACCGUUUCCUUAGCUCAUAAUGGGUUUACUACUCGUGCGCGAGACUUGGUUUUGAACGUCAUCGGCAGUGGGAUGUUCGUGGAGAUUGACGUUUCGCACAACUUCUUCGAGGAUGAUGAUUUAAUUGCGUUUGUCCAGAGAGCUGUGAACUGCGGGUUUUACUAUGCUGGAGCAUCUAAAAAUAGUGGAGCAUCUUCGGGAGGAACGUUGUUGAACACACCAAAUACGAAUGCUUCAACGAAUGGAACACCUCCAAAUGUUGUUCUUGAUGUUGAACAAGUGACCGGCGGGACACGACCUGAAACAUCCAACAAGAACGGGAGUACUAUCUCCUCCGCCACAGCUACACCCGGUCGCGGAGUAGAUGCAAGCGACCUAACCACGACUAACCCCGCGUCCGCGGAUGAAUCGGCCACCGAACAGACUAGAGGACAUCUCACGCCAAACAAGGACUUACAGUCACCUACGUCGUUGACGGGGGGUACGAGUAGUGAGGAACAUGGCGACGGCAUUUUGGCUGGGACGCCAGAAACGUCAGCCUCCUCAAACUUGCCAGAUGUUGUAGAGGGCAGGACUAUGAUGGCCAUGACUGCGGGAAAGAGUGCCGCGGGGAAUGAGGAUGGUACCUGGUUAUCAGAACUACUUACUGAUGUAUCGACGUGGUGCUGGUGUUGAAUUAGUUGUAUAAUUUUGCGAUAAUAUUUUCGUGAGUUCAUGAUCUAUGUAUGGUUCCCUGAGUUUGAUCCUAAGGGUUCUCUUCUUGUUUUCCCUUAUGAUCAAAUUCAGGUUACCAAAUGCCGGAACCAUUCAAUCUACUUAUUGGUCCCAAAAGCAAAACCAAUGAUCAUCAUAUCAAUCUCUUUUCACAAUCACAACAGCCCCCACGACAAGCACCCCGCCACCUGGUAUUUCCACUGCAAGCUCCGGAAGAACCCUGCGUCUCCGAAUCGACAGCAAUAGUCCUGAGUCUGAGGUGAUUUGUUUGCAGAGGCUCCGAGACACCUUCGGCUUGCAGAUUCACCUCGCUAGUCCUAGUAGUACUAUAAUUACAACUACUGAGUCAGUAAGUGGUACUGCUACUGGUCCAACAGUUUCCGACUCCGCUGUUGUGAUCAUAGACGGUCGUUUCGGACAGGGCUUGCCUAGACGUCCACCAGCCAUGCAGCCCGAGUCUUGGCGUGCUAGUGCGGGUAGCUACAGUGGCUAUUCGUCCAGUGUUCAUCCUCAUUCAGGGUCAGCUCAGAACGGCCUGUCUAGCGGUUACAGCACUGCUACUGGUGGUUACAAUAGCUCAUCAUCCUACGGCAGUCCAGGUCAACACCAUGGGCAACAACUUCAACAUCAGUAUCAGCCAGCAGGAGCCGGUGUUGUUGUACAAGGCCAACAGCAGCAGCACUAUCCUGGAGGUAGUCAGGGAAGUGCGCCAUCCUCUUUACAGGGAGGACAACAACAGCAACAACACGGUCCAUCAUACGGUGCGGGAAGUGGCUAUCAUGCAACUGCUACUCCUGCAGGUUACAGGUCUGACAGAGACAUGCAGUGGAGGUUGCCGCCGCCACCUCCACCUUCGGGUCCGCCGCCUAGUGGGCCACCACCGCCUGGGCCACCACCGCAACAGACGCCAAUGCAACAAGCAGCGAUACAGCACGCGCCACCGCAAUUGUACUUCUACUUUAUUUUGUACUAACGGAGUUGCAACUGAUAGUUAUGAUUUUGAUUACUUACUUGUCUUCACUUGGUGACCGGGACGACAAGAAGUAGAAACAUCACAUGGCUCGUCGUUUUUGUUGCUACAUACGGAGAUGCUAAUGCUCAGAUUGAUGAAUGACACAUAGAAGUACAAGCAUCUAAUAUGGUUAGAAUGAAUAAUACAGAUACACUAGAUCUAGAUACACUUACACACAUGUACAUUUGGCAUCCUCAAAACUAAUAUGAUCAACAGAACAUUCACUGGUGACGAUCUUUCGCGCAGAAUCGCAGAGUUAGAGGCCAAUCCGGAGAGGCGUUACCGUGGCAAGCUUAAGAUCUGGAAUGCGACAAGGCAGGGAGGGUACUUCUCGUUUUUUCUCUCAACAACUCGACUAAGCAGGGAACGUACUUACUUCUCGUUUUUUCUCUCAACAACUCGACUAAGCAGGGAGGGUACUUCUCGUUUUUUCUCUCAACAAUGCUGUCUUGGUGAAGAUCAUCAGUGA
Messenger RNA from Amoebophrya sp. A25, 5137 nucleotides. Lineage: Eukaryota; Dinophyceae; Syndiniales; Amoebophryaceae. The record is from the annotation of a GenBank genome assembly.